UAGAAACAAGGUCACUUGUUGGUGGGGCCGUUCUUUGGUACAUCUAUUUGAAACUUGUCAUUCGCAUCCAAAUACAUUUGUUGAUGGCGAUGUUUAUUGAAACCAAAAAAGGCUACAAAAAUAUACCAUUUGACCCAAACAAUCCCCAUUUCAAGGUUUCUUUUCCGUCUUUUCGAACGAAGAAAAAUCUGAGCCCUUUCCUCAUUUUCUUCCUCAGUAACGAAAAAAAAAUCUUCAACUUGAGAUCUCAAAAUGCUCCCAUGAUUGGCCUUGAGAAUAUCAUUACCUUCAAGAUUGGCCUCUAGGGAUCAAAUCGACUCAGUCAAGUUUGGGAUUCGUAAUGAAUCAGAGCAAUUGUGUGUGUACCUUUGAGGCUCCAGAGGAAACUGUAGUUUCCUUCGCUCAUCCGCUAAUUCUCGUUGGUCUGUCCACCCUGAUUUUACUGGUUCUUCUUGUGGUCUCGUCCAAGAAAACGUUUUUGCGGUGCCUGAAAUUGAGUAAGGUGAAUCCGCAGGUGUUUCGCCGGGAUUCGGCCUUGAUAGGAAUUAUCCAACAGGAUAUGAUCCAUCAGAUGCAUUCUUUGGUGCUCCUCCCACUCCUCCUGAACAAUGGGAAGACCUCAGCCAUCAUGCCCAAAGAGUCCACCGUGAAGUUCAUUUCAAAGUCAGGGGAGCAUCGUGAGUCCAAUUUGAUCAUUCACAACGAACAGGAGUUGGACACCAAUGACGACGAGGAAGAUGAGGACAACGGCGAAGUGGUGAAGGAUCUCUAUGGUCAACAAGCCACCACCAAACUUGAAAGGAUCAACCGAAAGCGACAAAAGAAAAAACGUCAGAAGCCCAUUCCGAUCCCGCCUCCAAUUAUAAAGUUAGCUACUGCUGAAGGAGCCAAAUCUGGCUUGGAGCUGAUGUUGCCGGGACUUGGGAGCCAUGAAUAUCACUUGGCGCAAAACCCGUGA
Molecule: messenger RNA, 958 nt
Organism: Tigriopus californicus
Lineage: Eukaryota; Metazoa; Arthropoda; Copepoda; Harpacticoida; Harpacticidae
Exons: 3
Coding region: 341-958 (205 amino acids)
Source: RefSeq, a predicted model, not a curated record